Solea senegalensis (Senegalese sole) is the source of this 7767-nucleotide messenger RNA. RefSeq names its product KN motif and ankyrin repeat domains 4 (gene kank4). The transcript is spliced from 10 exons. Gene Ontology annotation, cellular component: cytoskeleton; cytoplasm. Bases 138 to 4760 code for a protein of 1540 amino acids. Lineage: Eukaryota; Metazoa; Chordata; Actinopteri; Pleuronectiformes; Soleidae. The record is from RefSeq and is a predicted model, not a curated record. Gene Ontology annotation, molecular function: protein binding. Gene Ontology annotation, biological process: negative regulation of actin filament polymerization.
UCUGCUGAGGUUAAAAGAUAGGCAGGGUCAGUGGCACUCACAGAAACAGGAAGGACAGGAUGUGAGAGGAGCUGUGUGGCAGGCUGCCUGCUCCAACUGUGGCAAACACAAGUCGAUGACUGAGAACUCUGUCUCCCAUGAUGGACAAGAAAAGUGCCAACGGCUUUCAGACCAAGGCCAGUGAGGGUGGUGUUCAGAGGAAGCAGUUGCCCUACUCUGUAGAGACUCCCUAUGGCUUCCACCUGGAUUUGGACUUCCUCAAGUAUGUUGAUGAUAUUGAAAAGGGCAACACCAUCAAAAGGGUCCACAUUCAGCGGAGGGUCAAGAACCCACCCAAAUUUAGCACACUACCUAGGAAUUUCAGUCUCCCUGGUCAUGGAGCCAGGCCUGUGUCCAAGGAAAAGGACAGCACAUGGUCUGGGACUUCCACCUUGGGGCCCAAGCCUAAAUCACGGGUGACAGAGGUGCAGCAAAUCUUUGACUUCAGGGCAAAUGAAGGGGGGGCCUCCAGCCAGAGCGGCAAAGGGUCAAUAAGUCAGGGAAGUGAGUAUGUUUCAGCUAAGCCCAGAGAGGAGGUCGGCAUGGUGGCUCGAGGUGUUGAAGAGAAAACUGUGGAAAUUCAAAGUCGGCCAAACCUACUCCGAGCUUCAAGCAUGCCGGUCACCCUACAGCAACGGAAAGGCUCUGAUUCAAGCAGUCCGGACCGUACUUUGGGGACACCAGAGAAUGGCUCAACAGAAAACAUGUUCCGUGCUUCACCAGAUGUAACAGAAAGGCGAACUGUUCCCCAGGAAAGAACAGGGCUUCAUCAUCAGAUCACAGUGGCACUGAAGCGAGUCAGAGAACUGGAAGAGCAAGUUAAAACCAUCCCUGAACUAAAGGCACAGAUCAGCUCACUGAGGGAGGAAAGGGAACGGCUACUGCGACAGCUCCAAGCUCGGACUCAGGCACAGAUUUCCACAUCACCCUCUACAAAAGCUUCAAGUUCUGGUGCUGGGUCACAGCCACCAGGACACAGACCCUCUGAGGGGCUAAACUUAGCGCUGACAAAUCAACCCACUCGUGUGGCAGAGAAAAGCAGAGUGUUACAAGAAGAGAGGGAGAGUGCCUCUGCACAAGCUGAAAAAGAAAAAACAAGCGAGUCGUCCGCACAAGAAUCACAGAGACCAGCACAGCCGCCAGAAAAAUCACAGACAAUAGAGAGUCCACUACAGCAUGCCGUACAAAAGUUAUCACAGGACAUAGCGGGAGAGGAAUUGACAUCACUUACGGUGGCUGUUAAAGAUGCGGAGACAAGCAGUAUUCAAGAUGGUAACGCACAAAAUGUAAAAAAACCUGAAGAACCAGAGAGUCUGCAGGUAUUACAGGAGAAGUUAAUGAUCCUGGAGGAUAAACUUACUCAGGCCAGCCAAGAGCUGAACAAAACCAAUAGCCUGUUAAAAGUACAAAUAGAGGAGAACAAGGUAAAAGAGGACAAAAUACUACAACUGAGCGAAGGGGUGAGAGUGGAGAUUUGUACCCCAGAUGCACACAGCAGGUCACGAAGGGAGAGCAUCGACACAGGAACGGUGACAGAGAAAGUAGAUUUUGCCAACCAAGAGACUGAGACAGAAUCAGUUGCUACCAUUGAUCAGGGGACAGAUACAGAUAGAAUCUGUGUUGAAGUAUGUGUUCCCACAGCAAUCACUGAAAAUAUAGAUGAAGUAACUGAAACUAAGUUUGAAGCACAUGAGCAGGUGACAGGGACAGAGGCAGAGAUGGAAAUGGAGGCUGUGAGCCCACCAAGACCCCGAGCCAACAGCAUGGAACGGGGCAUGGUCACUGAGAGGAUUGCAACCCAGGAUCAGAUGACUGAGACGCCAGUGGCUGAAAGGGUAAACCAAGUCACAGAAACAGAGGGAGAGGCAGUGACUGACCAUCCACAGAGACCAAGAGCCAGCAGUGUAGACCGAGGGACAGAGACAGAGAGGGUGAACACUGUGGACAGGGUGACAGAGACAGAGGAAGCACAGAGGACUGACCAGCAGACAGAGACAGAGAUGGAAAGACGACAGGACAACAAUCCAGCUAGAGACGCAGAGGCAGAGAAUCAAGUGAGAGAAAGUACAAGCAGUGAAAGAGUAGAAGGUGGUGACCCUGUGGUUAUUGUAAGAAUAGAGGAUGUUGACAGUGUGGUCAGUGAAAGAGUGGAUGACAAGGAAGCAAAUGAAAAAAUUGAAAGGGAUAGUGAAACUGUGGUCAUGAAAGUUAUCACAGAGAGUACAGUUGUCGUUCUUAAAAGUGCAGCUGAACAAUCUGUGGCUUCAGACAGAGUGAGUCAGAACCAAGAGCGUACCAGUUCACUCGCUGCAACAGGAGAAGAUAAGGAGUCCAUGAGUAAAGCAAGUUUGGCACAGAAUGACUUAGAAACAAAAGAAAUGAUACCGCCAAAGAGUGUCGUGAAAGAAAUCGUUGAAACAAAGCAGAUUUCUGUGAAAAGUGUAGAGAAUAAACAAAGAGUAGAGGAAGAUGUUGUGGGUUCAAUGGUUAAAGAAGCCAAAAUCACAGAAACAGUUGUAAGCCCAGCAGAGAAUGCAACCGUAAAGACAGUGCCUCCUGUAAGACCUCAAAGAGGCCGUAAGCCCUCCUCAGAGCAGGCACAACCAUCAACUCCUCAACCUCAGGCUGCACCUGUGUGUCCACGUCGAGGAUCCAGUGAAGUCCAAGCCCAGCAGCCCCAGACAAAGCCCCAGCCUCAGGAGCAUGUACAGAGCUCACAGCCUGAGGCUCAAACCCCAACACAGCUCCUGGAAGAACAGGUAAAAGGUGAAACCCCAUCACUGUCUCAGGUUGCAGACAAGACCCUAGCAGAAACCCCUCCUGGGGAGUCUUGUGAGGAAAAAGCUCUACCACAACCUCAGGCUGAGACGCAGGGCCCAUCUCCCGGCUCCAAGGGAGUCCAAACCCGUCCCAAAUCAAUUCAAGCCCAAACAUCUGUAACUCGGCGUGGCUCAAAAGAGCUUAAAGGAACACAGAAAGGAUCAACUGUAUCCCAACCUCCUGGUCGUGGAGUAGGAGAAGCCCAAAGCCGCCCAACUCGUCAGGGGUCAAGUGAUGUGAAAGUUCAGUCCCAGGGCUCUCGUAGAAGUUUCACUGAGACUCAUUCCCUAAAAAAAGAUACCAGUGACGCACAAUCCCAGCGUAGAGGCUCCAGUGAAACAGCCCAGCGACGUAGUUCAACUGAAGCCCAGGCCACUCGUCGGGACACUGGUGAGGCCCAACCUCCUCGCAGAGGAUCCAGUGAGUCGCCAACCUCACCAGCAGCUUUGGGUCAAGUUGUGACCCGGAUAACUGGGCUUUUGGGGGAGCAGUGGGCACAGCUGGGGAGCAGCACUGGAGCUCAACAGACGCCCAGCCCGCAGGAGAUACCGAGCGCACAGAAGCAGACAGCGGUGAAAAGAGCGGAGGCAGGAAAAGGAGCAACAGCGAAGGCUACAGGGAAAGCAGCGCCUGCAGCAACAGCGGGGAAACCGGGCCCUUCCAAAAUGAGCUCAAUCCAGAGUCAACUGGUCAGCUCCCUCAGUGUCCUCUCUGCCUUCUACUCACCUGGCCAAAAAGCUGCUGCAAGCAAACAGCAAGAACAGGGUCUCAAAUCUAUUAUGAAGAAAAAUGGAGUGGCUGACAAGCAGGCGAACAAAGGAGCCAAGAAAAAUCUGAAGUUCGUUGGGGUGAAUGGAGGCUAUGAGUCGACGUCCAGCGAGGAGUCCAGUGGAGAUGAGAAGCCAAAGUUUGAGGUGGAGGAAGAAGACAGCUCAGAGCCAGAGGUGGAGAAGGAAAAGGAGGAGAAGGAGAAGGAGCCUCAGCCGGCAGAGAAGCCAGAGGAGGCGGCGGAGAUCCAGGAAAAAGAUGCCAAAGUCUCAGCCGAGGGAGAGGGUGCUGUGGCGGAAGUGAAGAAGGAAGUGGAAAGAGGUCUGAUGGAUCCGGAGAGCAGCCAGGAGGAACAGGCUGAACAGGAGAAAGUCGACAAAGGAUUCAUCGACGCUUGCAUCUAUGUGAAAGACCGCAUGGAAGAGGUUUCGUCCCCAGAUAAAGAAAUGCGUCAGGUUUUAGUGGUGCUCUACAAGGAGUGGUUCAAGGUCUCCAGUCAGAAGGACUCUCAGGCCGAUACUGUCACAUUAUACCUGCGGCAAGUGGGCAUGACCACGCCCACUCUCUUGCCAUAUGUCGUAAACUUGACAGACGGCAACGGGAACAUGGCCCUGCACUACAGUGUGUCACAUUCAAACUUCCCCGUGGUCAAACUGCUGCUGGACACUGGUCUGUGUGAAACGAAUAAUGUGAACAAGGCAGGUUAUACUCCAGUGAUGCUCGCUGCACUAACAGCUGCCGAGACCACCGAUGAUCUGGAGGUCGCACAGCAACUGCUGAAACUGGGGGACGUCAACGCACGCUCAAGACAGGCAGGCCAGACGGCUCUAAUGCUCGCAGUGAGCCACGGCCGCGUUGCCAUGGUGAAGCUGCUCCUGAGCUCCGGCGCGGAUGUAAAUGCCCAGGACCGUGAGGGAUCUACGGCUCUGAUGUGUGCAAGUGAACAUGGACACACACACAUUGCACGUCUGCUGCUGGAGACGGGUCGAUGUGACAUCGACCUCGUAGAUAAGAAUAAUCAGACGGCACUGUCGGUGGCAGAGAGAGCGUCCCACCAAGACAUAGUUGACCUUCUGAAGGCCCACGCAGAGACCGGAGCCUCCGAGCCUCAGUCCGGCACAGAUCUCCUCUGAGGCAGCUCGACCUGUGCCCUUCUUCCACUACUACUCUCCGGCCAUCUCAUUCCAAGAACCAACGCGGAGCAGAAACACGGGCACACAAGUGAUGACGCCGUUAAGGACACACACUCCUGCUUCCUGCUGCAGUGUGCACUCACAUUUUCUCUUCCACAUCUCUACCAACACAUGCCAUGAUGAUGUGAUGAUGGAUAUGCUGCAUCAACCACUCAGUGGACACACAACAAACGGAUCAGUCAGGUGCUCACACCAAUGAUAAGACAUUGUGGCCACAUUAAUAUAUGUGUAUAUAUAUACAGUAUAUAUAUAUGUUUUAUUUUUCUUUCUCACCCCCACUGUAUAUGGAAUACGUGGACGAAGAGAUUCUCUGCUGCUGAUAUAAAUCAUAAAACAAGCAUGUCCAGCAGGACACAAAGCACAUGAUCUACCUUUCUAUGUAUGUAUAUACAUAUAUAUAUAUACACAUAUAUAUAUAUAUAUAUAUAUAGUAAACACAACAUGAUUUCUAUUCUUUUUUCUUUUACGCCAUCGACGUUGUCCUCUCCAUAUUUGGACAUAAGCCAUCACAGAGAACAAAGCAUACACGUGUGUAGAAUGUCAUUGAGAUAAAAGAUGAUAAUGAUAAUAAUAAUAACAAUAAUAAUCAUAUACAAAAACACAGAAACUGUAUUUUCUACUGCACUUUUUUUUCUAUCGUGUUUGUGUACAGUGGAGUCCUUGCUAAUAGUGGUGUCCGGAAGAAACUAUAUCUCCAAAAGUAUAAAUGGCAAAGUAAACUUAUUAGAGUAGAGACCCCACCAGUCAGUGGUUAUAGUAUAUUGAUAGUUUUGUUAUUCAUGUGUGCCAUGGGUUAUUAUCACCAAUAUCUGUGAAGUUAUUGAAAAACAAAGGGUUUCGUGAGAGACAAUUAUGUUCCUGUUGGACACAAGAAAAACAGUCUAGUGUUCAGAUGGUGCUGCAUGCUGAUAUACACUCACUCCCCCUGCUGGUUGGUCUGAAGUACUGAACAACAGUAUGUUAUAAUACUGUCUAUCUCACGAUCGACAUCCUUCUCUUUCCCAGGUUUGGAUAGAAAUGAUAUGUCUUGUUCGCCUGCUCGAGUCAAAUCCAAUCAUGUAUGCAACUGCUACACAAUGCACAAUGAAUGUCAGGCUGGCUGUGACACAUUCCAAGAGAAAACUGUAGCAACUCUAACAGCACGUGCCUGGAUCAGACAGAGCGAUGGAUGGAGGCUGCGUGGCAGUAAAUACAUUGCUGUGACAUAGAAGUCUGAUUUGCCUGUUCACAAUCUAUGUCCACCGAGUCAACUUGUUUCUGCUUCCAAGCAUGCAUAAUUUAAAAAAAAGAAGAAAGUUAAAUGUCAACUCACAGAGCAAUUAGUGUUUUCUUUUUUUGUUUGUUUUUCUUUCCAGUCUAAGAAGCAAUAGAAGCACCUUAGAGUGAGUAGCUUCAGUUUAGCCUUAAUCAGAAGACAGUUCUACAUUAGUGGAGAUGCGUUCCAAGGACAGUGGCCUUUUUUCUCAUGUUUACCACAAACGUACACCCAUAUUUUAUAAAAAAAAAACAAAAAAAAAACAACAACAAGAAAACAACCUUUAAGCAGGAGUACUGGUGUUAUAAAAUGUUUACAAUUCAACACCCCCCCCUCCCUGCAACAUCCCGCCCCCUCAGUGGCCACUGCUGGUGUCCAAAAACUGCUCCAUUGUGAUAUUUUGAUGUCCAGUGUUUAACAACUGCCAUGUGUGUGGUCCACGACAAUCCAGUCUGCAAUUUUUACACCGCGGAAUCACGUGUCGGAUCUUUGAUUACAAUGACCUUGUGAUAACCUGCAUUAGUUUGUAACUGAUGAGCCAUGAUUUGAGUCCAAAUGUGUUUCACUCUUCGGUUCAGUCUUCGUAACAAUUCAUAUUGUGAUGCUGCUGUUGUGCAAGAUACUCAAGCCACUUUUAUUCUUAAUCGCGAUGGACCACAGAUCCGGCAACCAGUACUCUCAUCCCUGGACACUUUCUAAAUAUGGGUGUUAAUAAGAAACAAUGUAAACUGAACAGAAGAGAUAUACAAAUAUCUUAAUUACAUAAACGUUGCUGUAUUUAUGCUGCAUCAGUGAGACUCUUUGGAACAGGACGUGAUUUUCGGCUCACAGAUUAGCACAGAUUAGCACGUGUUCUCUCGACACAGGGUCAGCAAAUCGGAAUUUUAGAUGUGAUUAGUGAUUAUUACGGGACAGGGAAUGGAGUCUGUGUAGCUUCCUGAAACGCUGAAAACCUGACGGAUGAUCGAUCUCUGCUGCAACAGGUGUGUCUGGUGUAUCUGGUCUUCCAUGCCUGUGUAUUAAGUCUCAGAGUGAAUCACACCCAUGUGUUUAAUCCAGUGUGACCCAGAUGUAAUAAGGUUGCAUCACUGGUUGAACUCCAAAGACCUGAAAUCCAAUCUGUUUCACAUGGGAUUAAAUAUAUAUAUAUAUAUAUAUAUAUAUAUAUAUAUAAUCUGUUCCUGUAACCCAGCCAAAUACAUGUACAUAUAGUAUUGUGAAGAGUAUAUAACAAGUAUUGUCUGACAGUUUGCUCUACAAAUGAUAUUAAAUAUUUAUUCCAAAAGCUCUAUUUUUACCAUAUAUAUAUAUAUAUAUAGUAUACUUAUGUAUGCAUGGACCAAUAUUCUCGUGAUUCUGUCGGCGGGGAAUGUGAAUGACAAGAAAUUAUACAAAGUGUUCCCUGAUUAUGUGAUUUUUGGUUGGCUGAUGGGAGUAAAUGUGAUUUAACAAGGUCGUGGACUGUGCCCCCUUUGUCGUGCGGGGAAGAAUAUCAAGCAGGUCGGACAAUUGUUGUUUAAGUUGUAAGGACAAUGUCUCUCUUAUUUAAAUAGUCCAUCUAAAUCUGAGUCUAUGUACAUGACAGAGUCAAAUGUAAAGACAUGUACCUCACUGUAAUAUCCCCUGUAUAACAGGCUUGUAUGUUACAAACCAGAGAACUACUUCUAAAUAAAUAAAUAUUAAGAUUUAAAA